This is a messenger RNA of Rhizopus microsporus ATCC 52813, 540 nucleotides long. RefSeq lists its product as uncharacterized. Gene Ontology annotation, cellular component: nuclear pore. Gene Ontology annotation, biological process: protein import into nucleus; poly(A)+ mRNA export from nucleus. Gene Ontology annotation, molecular function: structural constituent of nuclear pore. Bases 1 to 540 code for a protein of 179 amino acids. Lineage: Eukaryota; Fungi; Mucoromycota; Mucoromycetes; Mucorales; Rhizopodaceae. The transcript is spliced from 4 exons. The record is from RefSeq and is a predicted model, not a curated record.
AUGUCCAACAAAUUAGAUCAUAAACAAGCAGCCAGUUUAAAACAAAUCUUGGAAAAGUCGAAGUUAUUAAACAACAAAAUACUUGAGAAAGAAUUACCUUCACUCGAAAGAGGAUUGGAGCAGAUUGACACACAAACAAAGCAGCUUUCUACUCAAUCAGUUCAUGACGAAGCAAAAGAUAUUCACGCACACUUCUUUUUAGCACAAGGUGGAGUAGACACGCAAGUACUAAUUAAGGAACUUGGUACAGUUCAUUUGGGACCAUCGACAGAACACCGACAAGCAAUUUUAGAUACAGAUAUUGAAGGAUAUCUUGAACAACAACAUACAGAAACAGUCAUGAAACUGAUACAAGAUGGUAGACAACAGAUCAUGGAUGGCAUUCAUCAAAAGCAUGCUAAUGAUAUACAAUCAACAUGGAAGACGAUACAUAAUGAAUUAUCUAAAAAGAUACCAGAGCCAACGAAAAAGAUUAAUCUAUCAAAAGCAAAAUUUAAUCGUUCCCAAAUUGUCAGUGCUGGUAUUUGGACAACAGAAUAA